AUGCCCGGCUCCCUGUUCGCCGAGCUGGACCGUGGCGGGGUCGCGGGGUGCGGGCUGGGCGGGGGGCCCGCGCUGGACGAGCAGCGGGCGCUGCAGAUGGCCCUCGACCAGCUGGCGCUGCUGGGGCUGGACGCCGACGAGCCGGGGCCCGGGCACGGCCCGGGGGGGCACGGCCCCAGGGGGCACGGCCCGGGAGGAGGGCAUCAGCAGCAGCAGCCGGGGGCCGAGCCGGAGCCCGAGCCGCGCAGGAAGAGCGUCAACAUGACCGAGUGCGUGCCCGUGCCCAGCUCCGAGCACGUCGCGGAGAUCGUCGGCAGGCAAGGCUGCAAGAUCAAGGCCCUGCGGGCGAAGACCAAUACGUACAUCAAGACCCCGGUACGCGGGGAGGAGCCGGUGUUCGUGGUGACGGGCCGCAAGGAGGACGUGGCCAUGGCCCGGCGGGAGAUCAUCUCGGCGGCCGAGCACUUCUCCCUCAUCCGCGCCUCCCGCACCAAGGCGGGCGCGCUGGGCGGCGGGGGCGGCGGGGUGGGCGGCGGGGGCGGGGUGGGCGGCGGGGCGGGCGGCGGGGCCGGCCCGGGGCCGCCCGCCCUGCCGGGCCAGACGACCAUCCAGGUACGCGUGCCAUACCGCGUGGUGGGGCUGGUGGUGGGGCCCAAGGGGGCGACCAUCAAGCGCAUCCAGCAGCAGACGCACACGUACAUCGUCACGCCGAGCCGCGACAAGGAGCCCGUGUUCGAGGUGACGGGCAUGCCCGAGAACGUGGACCGCGCCCGCGACGAGAUCGAGGCCCACAUCGCCCUGCGCACCGGCGGCCUGGUGGAGCUCAGCGACGACAACGACUUCCACGCCAACGGCACCGACGUGGGCUUCGACCUCCUGCACCACCACGGGCCCGGGGCCCCCGCCGGCCUCUGGAGCAAGCCCACCCCCGGCCCGGGCCCGGCCCCGGCCCGCAAGCCCUUCGCCGGCUAUCGCCACGACAGCUCCAGCUCGCUGGGCAGCGCCUCCACGGACUCGUACUUCGGGGGCGCGGUCGCCACCCCGCGCCUGGGCAGCUACAGCCCCCCGAGCCCCGCGCUGGCCUUCGCCCCCAACGGCAACGGCUUCGGGGGCGGCGGCGAGACAGGAGUCGGCGGCGGUGCCCCCUCCCCGGACUGCGGCUGUGCGGCCGACCUGCCCGCCUUCGACCCGGCCCCCGCCCCGCCGCCCGGGGUGCCCCUGCUCUGGCCUCAUCAGUUCGAGCGGCCCCCCGGGGCGGGCCCGGCCUGCCCCUCGUCUUCGUCGUCCUCGUCGUCCUCGUCCUCGUCGUCCUGCUCGGCCUCGGCCUCUUCCUCUCCGUCCUCCGUGGUCUUCCCCGGCGGGGGCUGCGCCGCGCCCCCUCAUGCCAACCUGGGGCUCCUGGUUCACCGCCGGCUGCACCCGGCCGCCGCCCCCGGCUGCCCGCGCCUGUCCCCGCCUCCGCCACCCCCGCUGCCACCCCCGCCCCCCGGGGGCCUGGGCCCGGACCACCCCUUGGCCCGGCGGGCGCGGAGCGACCCGGGCGGGGGCUGCCUGGGCGGCUACCCGGUCUACGCCAGCGGGCCGGGCGGGCCCCCUCCCGGCCUGCCGCCCUCCGACUCGUCGUCGUCGUCGUCCUCGUCCUCCUCCUCCUCGUCGUCGUCGUCCUCGUCCAGCUCCUCCUCGUCCGGCUCCGGCCUGCGGCGGCAGGGCAGCCGCGACUGCUCCGUCUGCUUCGAGAGCGAGGUGAUCGCGGCCCUGGUGCCCUGUGGGCACAACCUGUUCUGCAUGGAGUGCGCCAACCGCAUCUGCGAGCGCAGCGAGCCCGAGUGCCCCGUCUGCCACGCCACCGUCACCCAGGCCAUCCGCAUCUUCUCCUGAGGCGGCCCCGGGCACCGCCGAAGACCGCUCCCGCGCCCCGGGAACAGCCAGGCUCGGACUCGCCGGUCCGGUCCGGCGCCCGGGAAUCCGGAGACCGGAGGCGGGAAGGGGAGGGGACCCGACGGUCGCCAGGGAGUUUCGGUGCCGUCGAAAACGCAUGCGAUUAUACGGUGAAUUUUUGCCCGUGACUCCAUCCUUAGUAAUAGUAGUUUUUACACUGUACCCUUGCGACACGAAGCUUCCGAAAGCAGAGAUCUCACAACCUUCUUCUUUCCUCCAAAAAGUGAGGACCCCUCCCGCCCCCUCCCCACCGCCACUUCUCUCCCCCCCCAACCCGGGAU
This is a messenger RNA of Tachyglossus aculeatus (Australian echidna), 2219 nucleotides long. It is a transcript of the gene MEX3B, whose product is annotated as mex-3 RNA binding family member B. Gene Ontology annotation, molecular function: RNA binding. Bases 1 to 1878 code for a protein of 625 amino acids. The record is from RefSeq and is a predicted model, not a curated record. The transcript has 2 exons. Lineage: Eukaryota; Metazoa; Chordata; Mammalia; Monotremata; Tachyglossidae.